This is a messenger RNA of Phytophthora sojae, 486 nucleotides long. RefSeq lists its product as hypothetical. The record is from RefSeq and is a predicted model, not a curated record. Lineage: Eukaryota; Oomycota; Peronosporomycetes; Peronosporales; Peronosporaceae. The coding region runs from base 1 to 486 and encodes 161 amino acids. The transcript is spliced from 2 exons.
AUGCUGUUCAAGGCUCCAAAAGCCGACGACGACCCGGAGCUUCUGGGUUCCUUCGCGUACUUCACCUUGGAUCUCUGCUUCAGCCUCCUGCCAGGAGAGCGGUUUGGCGGCGUUAUCUACGGACUUCAGUCGUCAAGUCGAGAGAGCUGCGAGUGGCCGCACUACUCUCAACCAUCCGUGAUGGUGGACUCCAAAGGCGAUCUCUACUGCUCGGUGGUAGCUGCUCAACCCGUGGUGGCUCGAGCUUUGGAGCCCAAUCGGUGGUAUCUCGUCGCAUUAACCUACGACCACGGUGCCCAGCUCCAAGAAGUGUACUUCAAUGGGGUGAAAGUGCAAGAGAAGGCGGGUUUGUGGCGUUAUCAGUGGCACUUCAUGACGUUCGCGCAGGUCGGGACUGGAUUCAGCGCUUCCGAUUUCCUCGACGGCCCGGGAUGGUACGGAUAUCAAGGCAUCGUGGAUGUGGGGCGGGAUACUUUCAGAAGAUGA